Messenger RNA from Oncorhynchus kisutch (coho salmon), 1331 nucleotides. RefSeq names its product radiation-inducible immediate-early gene IEX-1. NCBI's taxonomy places the organism in Eukaryota, Metazoa, Chordata, Actinopteri, Salmoniformes, Salmonidae. The record is from RefSeq and is a predicted model, not a curated record. The coding region runs from base 343 to 750 and encodes 135 amino acids. The transcript has a single exon. Gene Ontology annotation, biological process: negative regulation of apoptotic process.
ACCUGGCUGCAGGAGAACAGGCUACGCCCAUUGUUCAACUACUUAAAUACAUUCUGUGGAAGACUAUCAAGAGGAAAGGCACUAAGUGCAGAAAGAGAUGAAGAGGGAGUCAGAGACAUAAGGUGAAAUACAAGGAGGUUUAACGGAAAUUUAUAGAGAUAAUAAUAUAAUAAACUGAGUCAAACUUCAGAGAAACGGGGUAAAACACAGUUUUACUUGAGAGAGUGAUUGAUUUUAUUGCCGGAGAAAAAACAAGCGAGAGAGAGAGGACAGGCAGAGCAAAACCCAACAGGCAAGACAGAAGAGACCGACUCUACAAGAGAGACCCGCUCUCACUUCACAAUGUGUGCCUCCAGUUCAGAGAGCCAAGCUACUUCCUGGCAAAGUGUUCCCGUCGGGCCCUUAGGAGCCCCUGCUGCAGCUGGGGGGACAUACCGGCCGGCAUCUCUCCGGCCCCGAGGACGCAGGCCACCCAGGGUGCUCUACCCUCCCCUGGUGAGAAGAGUCCUGCCCCGGGAAGAGCCUGACUCCGCACGCCGUUGGCUGCUGCUCCUCUCGGCUCUGCUCUUUCUACAGAUCUACACAGAGGAGUCAUCCUGCGGCCCGCCUGAGCUCCAGCUGCACACCCCGGAGACCUCCCCGUCCCCAAGCUUCCCCCAGGAGGGAGAGGGGAUCACGGACAUUGCCAGGCUGUGGGGAGGGCCCGAACAUGGAUCAGCCCUUGAGGCUACAGUAGAGUGUACAGUGUGACUGUGGAGUCAGUUCUGGGUUGACUUGGCCUUCAGCAACUAAGACAGAGGAAGUUUCUCUCACUCAUACAAUUUGCUCAUUGAGCAGGUUACAUCCAGUUGUUUCUCGUCUGGGGCUGCAGCAUUGACUCAGGGAGGCAAUUUGAUCCCGUCUCUUCGUCAUCAGCCAAUCAACACAGGGGAAAAAAUAUCCUGAGUUGGUUUAGGAAAAGGGGAAGAGCUAGCUGUUAAUGACUCAUCCGCGUCAGAGGUAACCCCUCUCUGCCCCCAGAGAGAGAGAGAGUGAAAACAUUGCCAGUCAGUCUCAGUCUCUCCACUGCGUGUUGCAGAUGAACAUGCGUGUGCUCACUGCUCAGAGGCACCAUGACGCUCACUUACAGACACUUUCACCGGUGGUUGUGAUGAUUCGCUUUCCUGGACAUCUGGAUUUCUGAUGAAAUGUAGUUUUUUAUCCUUACAACCUUUUUUACUCGUGUAAAUGUUGAAUGUUAAUAGUUAUGAAUUUUGAACAUAAUAUUGUUUGAGUUGGAGUUGAUGAUUAAUUCUAUGAAUUUGAUUUUAAUAUCUUAUUAAAAAGAUCAA